AUGGCUCCCAGCUUGCAAGAGCUAAUCGACUUUCUGCUGAACGAGGUCGCCCUUUGUGGUAGUCAAGGCGCGACCUUGUCUGGAAUUCUUGAAGCAAUCGAGGAUUUCUACCAAAAUGCACAUCAAGAAACAAGCCAGCGAAGCCAGACUGUAGAUCGCCGCUUUAAAGCCAAGGUCUGGUCAUGGCUCAUGCGCCAACCAGAGGUGUCUGUCAGACCGGAUGAUGAAUGGCGGCGCCUCAGUCUGGACGAGGCAGAACAAAAAAAUCGUGAACUUGAAGAAGCAGGCAGCCACCAGGACCCUGACGCAGAUGGAGAUCAAGAUGAAGUACCACCCACCCCAUCGUCGAUUCGCAUCUUCGUUUCGAAAGAGCGGAUGUGGUACGCUCUCACUGGGCAUGAGCCUGAUGAAACAAAAGUCCCGGCUAGCGAAUUCAUGCUACUUUCUAUCAUUGCUUCGCGCAAGUCCGCGGGUAUCGCCCAAACCGACUUGGUGAGAAUCAGUAACCAAGACAAGCGCUCCGUUCCCAAACGAACAGAUGCUCUAGCUCACAAGGGCUAUGUCGAAAAACGCCCCAUCCAAGUCAGAUCAGCUCGCACCAGUCUCGUUACUUUUCGACGAUUCGUGAAACCCGCUACUGCCGUGGAGACAGCUGUUGAAGGCCCCUCUGGAGGUAUCUCCGAACGUCCCAUUAUCAACUUUGACGCGUUCAAUGCCAAAUUGUUCGGCAUUCUGAAAGAAUUCGGCAUCAUUUCGCGGAAUGAUCUCAAGAGGCGGCUAGGAUUUGAAGAUCGCUGGCGCUGGAGAAUCCUGUCGCGUGCGCUUCGCAAAUUCGAAAGGAUUGGAGUCUUGAAGCGAGUCAGAGCAAAAUCACAAUACGAUAAGAUUCAUCCCUGUGUGAUGCUUGUUCGCGAGCCCACCGAGACCGAUCUUGCCAAGUUCAAUGCCGUUAGUGGCGAGUUGAACCGGACUGUAGAUGAUCAGGCGGAUGACGACGAUGAUAUCGAUGAUACUGCGGGGAACGAGCCUGCUGGUGCAGAUGAAGGUGCCCUUGAAAUGGCAAAGGACAAGCCUGUCCUCGAAGCCGGACGCACCGUGCCAUCAUGGACUCCAGAUCGCUCCGUGGCAAACCAGAUUUUCGACAUUGUGAAUAAUUCUGGCACCGCUGGAAUCACCAAUCAUGAAAUCAAUCGCAUCUGCUUUGGCAGUAUCUACCGUCGACCUUCCGAAAGUGCGCUGCAUCGUCUUACUGAUUGUUGGCAACUUUCCCAGCCACCUCACCUCCGACACCUUGGCAUUGUUCGGGAUACAGCAAUCGAGAAAACAACUUUCUUCUACGUACAUUACUCGGUGAAAAAUUUUGCAAAGAUGGUGGAGAGUGGCAAGACAUCGUGGGAGGCCGUGGAGUUCCCACCACAAAAGGCCAAGGCGGCCAAGUGCGUUCUUCCCGCAGUGGAUGUUACUGUACAGCGUGACAAAUACGGCUUCCAUGAAUCAAGUGCUGUGAAAGAUCUGUUGAAGAAUGGCAAUGCGAGCUUAUUCGAGGCGCUCGCAGUCUGCAAGCCACCCACCUACCUUCUGUCAAGCAGUGAUCCCAUGCCGGUCAAGCUUGCAAAUGGUCAUUUCAUGGUUGAUAUGGGUAGAUCGGCUGUCACUGGGACGGUCAUACCAUCGCCGAUUAGUGCUCGCCGUCAUGGCGGCCGUCCUAGGGGGCCGCGGUACAAAGGCUCUCAAAAACAGUCAAAUUUGUCGAAAAUGGAGAGGAGCUCCCCCGGAAUUCCAGAUCCCGAUGACCCUGAUGCGAUGGAACUGGAUAAUAUCCCGCAUGCGGUUCCAGAUCACCUAACAUGGGGACAACCUUCUCGUCAGACGCCAAGGGCCGGUCACAAACGCGCGAAGCUGGAGGGUCUUUCGGAAAAAGAAAUAUUUGAAGCGCUAGGCAUGGAUGAAACUUGGACAGAGUACAACGUGCUUGUCAAUGAAUGCCCCAACCCUGGCGUCUAUGUCACACCUCAAGGCAAGAGGCGACCAGCGGGUAGGAAACAAGGUCGUCCCGCAAGAAGCCGAAUUGCAGUCUUCAGAUCAGCGCGAUUGGCAUCCUUCUCUUGGUUCCCCAAACCAAAUGGUGACAAGGGUGAUGCGGCUAUUGAAGAACAGGAAACCUCGGCCGAAGUUGGCGCUCUCGGAAACGGUGUGCCUAUCUCGGUGCCCAUUGCACCUGGCGCCGAAGGAUUCACGACCUUCCGACCCGCGAGUAAUGUGCAGACCACCACGAGAACUUCAACCAGGCGAAAGCGGGCCCAGGAUGAUUUGGAUCACACUGAUUCGCAGACUCCGGCGCUCACUGCCCUUGAAGAGCCCCAGCGUACCAUGAGGCGACCCCGGAAACAAGCUCAUCUUGAAGAGCCUCGAGAGGACGCCGACGAAGUGCUUGCAGAAGCCCCAGAAAGUCCAGCUCCAGAGGAGACUGUUCAGAUACCCCAUGAAGUUGAAUCUGCCCCGGCUGUUACUCGUCAGAAGAGCCCGACGGUACACCCACUGAGCGACGAUGAAGCUGAAGUGUCUACGCCUAAACGACGACGCAUCGCAUCUCCUGCUCAACCCGUCUCGCGUGAGAUUACCCAAGCAGAAAGUUUAAAGGCUACUGCAAGCCCUGCCAGCCCUGCUAAGCGAGCCUCUGGUCCCAAGCGGAGAGGACCUCGGCCUUUCUCGAGAAACUGGCUCUCCAAAGCGAUUCCUCCGACCCCCGCAGAUGCACCGGGCGAGACCCCACAGCUGGUUCAUGGCUCGGCGGACCGGGGUGGCUCCAUUAGUCUUCUUCGGAGAAACAUCAUUAUGGAGAUUAUUGAAAAGGCUGGUGGCGCAUAUCCCUCUGUUCCGGAGAUCUGGUUCCCAUUUGCAACCGUGUGGCUUAAGCGGAAGCAGAAAGAGCGGCCCGAUAACCGUACAGUCAAGACGGCGAUCAGAAACCUGGUUGACGCCGGCAAACUUCGACAACUGACAUUCUGUGGCAAAGGUCCGAAAGGCGCAAUGGUCACCAAGACCAUUCUGACCAAGCCUGAAAUUUCACCAGAAGAACCCUUCGUCAAGGAGAUGCAACGCAAGCUCCUGGCUGCGACUGAUCAGCGUCUUUCAUACUCACCGAAUAUUGAGCUUGAUCCCGAGCUUGUUAGGCACACUGGCCAAACUGGCGUACCCAAACUUGCCCUGCCCAUGGUGUCAGGUGCUACUGUCCAGUUGCAACAAAAACCUGCCACUGUCAUUGCAGAGGAGCAAAGAACCGAACGUCGGGUUCAAAAAGACUUGUUGAAGAGGCUGGAAGAUCAGCUUGGUAUUGGCAGCGAUACUUCUGCUACUGGCAACAAGCGACUCAUGAAGAUUGGUCCUCGUGGACCUCGUCAACCAGGUCAAGUCUCUCUGAUCGGUGCCCAUCGGACAUUGAUUUCUCGACCAGGCGUUGGCAAGCCCGUCAGAAGGACCAAGGGUGAGAUCGUCAAACCAAUGUCUGCCAUCAGCCCGCAUGCCAUGCUGAUGCACCCAAAACAAGCCUUCCACUCGAGCUCUGGCACGUUUGGUACAUUCGGCUUGGCGAGGAAACCACGCAUAAUGAAGAAGCCUGGUGGCGGUGAUGCGGAGAGCUCUGUUCGCGAGCUUGCUAAGCUUGCAUCUGCUCCGAAUAUUACCCAAACUGGCCGAGUUAAGACUUUCCACUCAAAGGCGGAAAGGAUUCUCCGGUGGGAACUCGAACAUGAGGAGAUUUUCGACGAGGCUCAUCACGGGACCGACACAUACAUUGAACAAACCGUUAGUGACGAGUUUGAAAAUGUACCCAUUGCAGGUGUGAUUCGGUUCGAUACCGAGCAGCCAGCUAGGCCAGCCCCCCAGCGGAGAAGUACGAUGACAACCCGGGGCGCAGUGUACACAGGGCCGUUGCGCGAGAUUCGACCUCGCCCUCCCCCAGAGGCUGCUCCUAUUGCGAUGCCUCCAGAAUACCAACCGUUCCACAAAAUUGCUCCUGGUCCCGCACGUCGUCGUAUUGACGGGGUGGAUACAUCUAUUCCUAAUCGACAUGGUGUACAGCCGGAUGAUGUCAGAAUACAACGAACGCGCCGCCGAGUUGCUCUUCCACCGCUUGUCCAGAUCCUGUAUCGGAAGAUCAUGGUUGCCAUCGUCGCCGUCAGAGUGUUGGCAGGCGGUUCGGAGGCCCGGAGCAUCGACUGGGACCUUGUGUCUGCCGCAUUCCCCAAGCAAGAUCCAGCUUUUAUCCAGGAGCAUGCCAAGAACAUCCUGGCCAAGAGCCGAUUGCAGAUUGCCGGCAUGCAACGUGACUUCCAAGAGCAAUAUCUCGAAGCAUACGCUCAGCAGAAGGUUCCCCCCAUUGACUAUGAUCAGCUGGACCAAUACAACUGGCCGGCUGUCGUUGAAUGGGCAAAUAUUGAACUCGAGUUCUCGACAUCUGAAAAGGCUCCAGUGUUACCUGCAACUCGGGAGGAGUUUGAUAGCAUCUUCGAGCUUCGACCUGAGACUGUUCCAGCCGCCGAUGAACUGUACACUGUCACCUCGGGCAUUACCCUCAACUACAAGCGCGGUUUGAUGGCCCAUGUUCCAUUCGCAGUGCAAGUUGGCGCCGGCCAAGACCGCCCAGUCCAAGGACCACGCAAGAACGAGCUUGCUCGUCUCGACGUCGUCAAGACUUGGGUUCGUGCCAACGUCGCCGCAUCAGAUUCGACCUACGACCCGCCUAGGGCCGAGGAAGCUCUCAAACCAUUCGGUACUCAGCUCAUCAACUCAGCUGUGCAAUCGCUCCUCACCGAUCGGGUCAUUAGCAUGGGCAAUAAGGGUCGUGUUGUACCAGGCCGCAACUACGAUCUCACUGAUCAUCUCCUGGCCGCCCUUAGCCGCAAGCGCCUCAUUGACUGCCCGAUCCUGAAACGGGCUGCAUACUUCAAGACAGCAAUCCUGGACCCUCAGCUACAAAGCACGGGAUCUUUCGAUGUGCAUUACCAUGCUGAAGACGGCGACAUUCUCGCUCUAAUCAACCUCUUCAACCAUGGCCAACUCACCCUCCACCCCCGUGGCCAGCCACGUAACAGAUGGGGUCUCACUGAAGGCGGCUACCUUACCCGACAAAUGGACAAGAACCUCCUACGCUUCGCCGUCGAAGUCCGCCCAUCAGCUACAUACGCCUACGGCAACCCUAUCCAGACCCAGGCUACUUUGCCCGCACCACUACCACCCCCAUCCAACGACCCCAACCUCCCUCCCAAAUUGCCCCUCUGGUUCGAUAUCCAUGGGUUCCUGAUCCCGCAACUGUGGGAGAUGGCUAUUGCCUCGGUUCUAGGCUGCGUUUCCAUGCGGCAGGGUCUCAGCCCGGAACGCAUUUCGGGUAUGAUCAAGCCUGCGAUGGGCGCGUGGGAGAUCGAGUUGCUACUGAAUUGGUUGAAGGAGGUCGGUGUGGUGGAUCGACAGAGUCGUGAUGAGAAGAACGGAUGGAUGGUUCGCCAGUGGUGGUGGAUGGUUCUUACGGAGGAGGAGUCUGGUACGGUUGUGCCGGAUCCUAAGGCUGUUGCUGAUUUGGUUGCUGAAUUAGUUGCUGAGCCAGUUUCGCACGUUGAGGAGCCGAUGGCUUCUACUUGA
Molecule: messenger RNA, 5637 nt
Organism: Penicillium subrubescens
Lineage: Eukaryota; Fungi; Ascomycota; Eurotiomycetes; Eurotiales; Aspergillaceae
Exons: 4
Coding region: 1-5637 (1878 amino acids)
Biological process (GO): 5S class rRNA transcription by RNA polymerase III; transcription initiation at RNA polymerase III promoter
Cellular component (GO): transcription factor TFIIIC complex
Molecular function (GO): DNA binding
Source: RefSeq, a predicted model, not a curated record